AGUGAAACAUAAACCAGAGGGAAGAGGUGAAGUGAGAGGGUCCACUCCUGUGAGAAUACAGCAAUAAGUAGACCAAUCAUAGAGAGACUAAUAUGCAGAGCAGAUCACCUGCCUUAUUCGCCUUUGGGACGACUCCCAUUGUUAGGGCAGAGACAAUAUACAGUAUAAUAUAAUAUAUACAGUAUAAUACAAUAUAAUUAUAUACAGUUAUAUCUCUGGAGAAGCCUGCUAGGUGAGAGUGGACAGAGAGCUAGAGUAAGAAAUACUAGGCAUAGACCGACCGAGAAAUGGUCCAGGUGUUGUGGACUUCAUUGGUUUUGCUGAUCACCUUCAGGGAAUCAGUAUCACAGGAGGUGAAAUGUUACAGCAGGUUUGAUAAUGGGGAUUGUGGCGAUCUCCUGGGAGAGGUGACAAUUGAAGACUGUUGUCUUAACCCUCACUAUGGCUACAUUGGAGCAGAUGGAAAAUGCAAGUUUUGUGGCCCAGCUUCGUGGUCUGAAUGGACUACUUGGGGCCGCUGCUCUGUCCCCUGUAAGGAGGGAGUUUCGCAGAGACGGCGAGAAUGCCAGGGACGUGGAAAAUGUACUCUGAAGAGUAGCCUUGCAGAGCUUCAGAAACUAACAAUAGAGACCAAAGUCUGCAUUGAGCCAGACUGUUGUCCAGAACAUGGACAAUGGAGCAAGUGGGGUGAGUGGCAGCCAUGUUCAGCAACUUGUGAGAAGGGCAUGAGAAAGAGAAUGAGGACAUGCACCGAACCACCACCUAGAUGUGGAAGCAGCUGCGAAGGUCCAAGUGAAGAGGAGGAACACUGCUUGGUUGAUCGCGUCUGUCCAACCCAUGGUGGUUGGUCAAACUGGGAGAGUUGGCAGCCAUGCUCAGGCACUUGUUCAAGGGAGGAUUUACCCAGACCUACACAGCGGCGCCGCAGAUCAUGCUCCAAUCCACCACCAUCCUCAGUGCCCCCUGGUGAUGAAUGCCCUGGGUUAGGGAGCGAAACUAGGACCUGUGAUGAGCUUCCUUCAUGUCCUGUGAAUGGUAACUGGGGACCGUGGGGCCCCCCCAGCUCCUGCUCCGUUACCUGUGGGGUGGGGGUUAAUGAAAUGCUCAGACAGUGUGACAACCCAGCCACUAAACAUGGAGGUCUGCCCUGCUCUGGAUCUAAUAAAGACACACAAAUCUGCAAUACCAAAAACCAUUGCCCAGUGGAUGGUCAGUGGUCGCAGUGGGGGACAUGGGAAGAAUGUAAAUCUAAUAGAGGAAACAUUAAGUGUCGAAAAAUUGGUGGACAGCAAAGACGCCAAAGAUGGUGUGAACACACAGGUUUUGGUGGGUUGACGUGUGAAGGAAAGAUCACAGACUACAGGCCCUGCUUUGACAUUACAUCUUGCUACUUUGAUAGUAAGUUGAGUGAAUGGAGUGAGUGGAGUCAUUGUGAGCCCCCCUGUGGAGAAGGAGUCAAAAGGACCAGAGAACGCAAGUGCAUACCUAAUCUCUCAGAAUACCCGGAGACAAUAGGGUAUCCUAUUAAGGCUAAAGCAUAUUUUGAAGGGAAGCCAAAAGUGAAUUGCACACUGUUGAAGGACACAAAAGAGACUCUGGCUUGUAUAAAGGUUCCUCUAUGUGACACAUAGAGUCUUUUGAUCAAAACACAAGCCUGGAGGGGGAUAAGGAUUGUCAACUUAGAAAAUGACACAUUGAAUUGUCUAGCCAUGUGAUUUCACUGCUUUUGGUCACAUAUGUCUAUGCAGCCUUCAUGAACCAGUAGUAACACAAAGUAGUUUAUUAUGACUACACUUUUCAUAAUAAUGUAAUUUCUUAAUGAAAUAAAAGACAUUAAAGCAAUUCCUUGAUAGGAAGUGAACAGUC
Messenger RNA from Oncorhynchus nerka (sockeye salmon), 1866 nucleotides. RefSeq names its product properdin-like. NCBI's taxonomy places the organism in Eukaryota, Metazoa, Chordata, Actinopteri, Salmoniformes, Salmonidae. Bases 288 to 1631 code for a protein of 447 amino acids. The transcript has 10 exons. The record is from RefSeq and is a predicted model, not a curated record.